This is a messenger RNA of Cadophora gregata, 2864 nucleotides long. RefSeq lists its product as uncharacterized. Bases 396 to 2486 code for a protein of 696 amino acids. Lineage: Eukaryota; Fungi; Ascomycota; Leotiomycetes; Helotiales; Ploettnerulaceae. The transcript is spliced from 3 exons. Gene Ontology annotation, biological process: double-strand break repair via homologous recombination; meiotic joint molecule formation; meiotic DNA recombinase assembly involved in reciprocal meiotic recombination. The record is from RefSeq and is a predicted model, not a curated record. Gene Ontology annotation, cellular component: Swi5-Sfr1 complex; Swi5-Swi2 complex.
ACGGAAUACCACCAUAGAUGCAUCUCGCUUCCCAUCUUACCUAAGUAGACUCCCUCAACAUCAGCAACAUCCUCAACCUAUCCACAUACCUCUUAAUCUUGACUUUCAAUUCAUCAACCUUCUUUACAACUCACAUCUAAACCCUCAUCUCCUCGAUCUCCUCUCCACUGUUAUCUGGGCAUCCUCUAUUCUAUCGUCAUCGAGUUCACUCUGAUAUCAUCUUUCAGAGCCACAAGUGAGUGAGAGAGAUAUAUAAUCAGGAUUAUCUUUUGAGCUAGUUUAAAAUAGCAAGCUCGCGAUUGAGUUGAUCUUGAUCUGGAGCGUUGGGAUUGGGAUUGAGCUGCUUGAGUAGAGGGUAGGGGAAGGAGGAUAGGCGGCCUGAGAGGGAGAGGAAGAUGGAGAUGGAGAUGGAGAUGGAUGUUGGGGAGGUGUCGAGUCUAGCUUUGACGGCUGAGGGUGAGGGUGAGGGUGAGGGUGAGAGUGAGGAUCAGGUGGUUGAGGGCGCGGAAGGAGACAGUACGGGGUUUGAAGGGAGCUUGGGACGUGCUGUGGAGCUUGGUGGAUCUCCUGGGGUGGGUGGGGAGCUGAGAGAUGAGAAUGAGGGGAAGGAUGAGGAAGUAGGGAAGGAUCAGGUUCAAAAUCAGAGACGGGUCCAGAAAGGCUCUGAGAGAGGAAGUGGAGGAAGUGAAGGGGACGUUGAUGGGGUUGACGAGGGUGGGAAUGUAGGCGUGGAAGACGAAGAAGGAGAGAAAGGUGGAGAUGAAACGUCAGAAGCUUCGAAAGACCCCGAGAUUGAAAAGAACGAGAAAAUCGAACUGCCUGUCUUGAAGAAUACGGGUAAAGUUUAUGAUGAAGAGGAAAGCAGACACCAGAAGAAGGUUCUCAGAUCUGAAAUCCCCGACAGUGAAGCUGAUACCGAGGAGGCUCUUAGUCCUGUCAAAGGCAGCGUCGACAACAAGCUCCGGGAGUCUGAGGCGGAUGAGAAAGAUCUAUCGAAGAAUGCUGAUUUAACGGGUGGUGUUCUAGCUGGCCAUAGCCAGGAGAGAAGUGUCGGAACCGACAAUACACCUCAGUCUUUGGAAGUGGAUAAUAUACCCUCACAAUCCAAUGAGCAGAUAAUUCCAGAGACCGGAACCCUACGAACCAACCCUGUACACCAAGAUAGUAGUGGAGUGUCUUUCGUCGAUGAUGAAACAAUGAUCAUUUUUCCAAAGCUCACCACAUCGGACCUACAACCUACCCACACGCCAACCCAGACGCAGACUCAGCCUCAAGAAGAAGAGGUAAUCAACUCGCACUUUGCAGAUGCGGUUGCCGUUAUGUCUGAUGUUGGAGGCGGGACCCAGGAUACGACGUCUUCACUUGGAGAAGAACCAGGGAAGGGAACUGAGGUUGUGACGGACUUGCCUGGUGAAGUGAGAGAUGAGACACAAGCCGGUGAUAUGGGCUUGGUCGGUGAAGUCGUCGCGCUGCAUGAGGCUACGGCUAUGGAUGUAGAACUCCUUGGUUCGCAGCCAUCUGAGGAUUCUCCUUCGGAGAAAGCUGUUCAGGUUCCAGUUAGACCUGCAUCUUCGUCGGAACAGUAUACAGUGCAAGACACGGGUUCAGCGGACCAACUUCCUGAUGCUCAGAAAGAACGGGACUCUUCGGUAGUUAGAGAGGAUGAGGAUAUUGUGAUGAGCGAACACUCGCUUCCAGAUCAACAAACCGAGACUAGAGACGAUGUCAUCCAGCAAGCCAAGGAAGAUGAGGCUAAAGACAUCGGAACGCAAUCAACUGCUUCAGGGGCCAUUGCCACGACUACAAUAAGGUCUCGAUCAAUCCCCGACAGUGAUGACGACGACGAGGACCUCACUGUUGCGGACUCGGUAUUGAAAGCCAAAGACCAAGCCAAAAGUCACUCUGAAGCUUCAAGUGUGAUUCAAGCACCUACCGAGUCCAACAAGGCAGGUGAGAAGGUCACUAAUCACCCGUCACCGCCCCAGACCAUGACCUACAAAUCCUCUCGGCCACGAAAAACACCUAGAUCGCCUUUCAAAGCACCCGCCAUGUCCACUGCCACCAAGUCCCAGUCCACGGAACCUACGUCGUCUCCUUUGAAACGCGAAGGUACGCUGUCCAUCCCUAUCACGAAGGCGAAAGAUACGGAGAGGGAGAAAGCUCCACCAGAGUCUUCCACAGUUUCGGAUGCAGCACAGAGCAAGGAUGUGUUGAUGGCGGAGUUGAAGGCUAUGAAGAUUGCUUCGAUACAGGCUCGCAAUGCUUGGCUGGAAGCUGAGAUCAAAAAGAAGAAAGCUAGGUUGGAAGAAGUUACCAAGGAGUUGAGAUACCCCGCUGCAGAAACCGUAAAGAACCAUAUCAAGUUGUUACAUGACUACAACGAUAUCCGAGACAUAGGACAGGGUCUGGUGGGUAUGAUUGCUGAUAAUAGAGGUGUAAGGAUCGGAGAGCUGUAUGAGGAGUUUGGUGUUGGGUUGAAGGAUUAGUAUCGAUGUGGGAGGGUAGGAAAGAGAGCAAAUUUGCUUGCAAGACUGCUGGCUAUUGUCGAUAUUGCAGGUGAAAAGAAUAUGGAGACAAGAUGGAAGUAUGGAUAGAGCUCGGUGUUGCUGGCGUAGAUAAGAUACCCAUUUGCUUUUCAAUUCACAACGUUCUAGAACACAUGUCAUAGAGCUUGUCCAUGGAGCUAGAGAUAAAUACUCGACUGCAACUUCAUUCUGAGUACCUAAAACAAGUAAACAUGCAGUGUAAUAUAAGGACAAAAAUAUCCGAAAAAGGGUAUAGAACGCAAAGACCCUUAUACCCACCCCAUCGUUCCCUUGAUAUCACUCCAGUGUCCCCUUCCCACCCACUACAAAAGAGAAGAA